CUCCACGAUUGUUCUUGCCAACAAUGCGGCGGUCCAUUUGGCGCUGCUUCCAGACAGGCGCCAACGUCCCCUUCGGGGUUCAAUAUAACGCGGCCAAGAUGAAGCACUGGCCCUCCCAAAAGGUGCCAGAAAAUUUUGCAUUUACCCAAGAACAACGCCUCAAGGCCAAGGCCAUGCCCAGGGACACGGGCAAAAUACCCAGGGAUUUCGUCCUGUCCGUCCUUUACCGCCACCAGCCGUGCGAGGUGAGUGCACUCUGGGAGUACUGCACGGACGACCCUCAGAUUGUCCUAGAUAGCAAGCGCCACCUCCGCGACGUGCUCCAGCAGGCCAGAAACGAGGGUUUUAUUAGCUUUGAGAUGGAUCCGGUCACGCACCGCUGGCUCUGUCAUCUCACACGGGAGCGCUACGAGGAGGUACGCCGCCUCGUGGGCGCGAGAAAUGAGGCAAUCGAGCAGAACCUAAAGCUGAAGCCCUCCACGGAAGAGACGGCCAAUCUCUGCAUGAGUUUCCAAGAAAUGGAUCAGGAGACCAAAAGAAAGCAUCUGGACCUGCUGACGGAGCAAGUCGCCGAGGUGGCGGCCCACCUUAGGCGUUUCCAGCGAACAGAGAUUGAUUAUCUUCCCUACACAGAUCUUAACGGCAAGGUGAACUUCAUGUGGUGGUACGAAACAGUAGACACAAAGGCAGCACUUCCGCCUUCUAACGAAGACACUAGCGGGAAGUUGAAUGAGUAGCCCAUUGAAGCAGCAGUAUAGUGAAUCCAGGAUGAAGAUGGAGAACGUUCAAAAAUCGCGAUGAUUCAAGCUAGCAGUCGUAUUGCUACUCUACAUGUGCGUGGGUUUUUUCUCCCUUUCUUGUAUAAUAGGAGGCUAAAAAAAGAUGAUUUGAGGUUUAGACGUCUCAGAAAA
Molecule: messenger RNA, 911 nt
Organism: Phytomonas sp. EM1
Lineage: Eukaryota; Euglenozoa; Kinetoplastea; Trypanosomatida; Trypanosomatidae
Source: the annotation of a GenBank genome assembly